Alosa alosa (allis shad) is the source of this 2403-nucleotide messenger RNA. Its product is annotated as beta-1,4-galactosyltransferase 1-like. The coding region runs from base 1521 to 2294 and encodes 257 amino acids. The record is from RefSeq and is a predicted model, not a curated record. Lineage: Eukaryota; Metazoa; Chordata; Actinopteri; Clupeiformes; Clupeidae. Gene Ontology annotation, biological process: carbohydrate metabolic process; protein N-linked glycosylation. The transcript is spliced from 7 exons. Gene Ontology annotation, molecular function: cytoskeletal protein binding; beta-N-acetylglucosaminylglycopeptide beta-1,4-galactosyltransferase activity.
GUUAAAUAAAACACUCAAAUUGUCAUGAGAAUUAAUAAAAAAUUAUUUUGUGUGUUCCGAUGCCCUGUAUUAAGUCAUGGCGCCUCAUGGUAGUCAGAAUAAGGUAACAAUAUUUUUGAGAGAAAAGAAUUGUCAAUCGGUCACAUUUGACCGCAAACACAACAGGAGAGGUUUUAUAACUGCAGUCUUAAGUGCUGCUGGGAAAAUGCCUGAGCUGAGAAUGGUUCACAAUUUUGUGAUGAAAAAAAGAACCAAAGUCAUUUUUUGUUGACUUGAAAUCUUGAGGUAGCUCUGUUGGGGAAUUUGUUAACUUAUCAACAAUGGCAAAAAGAGCAGGGGAGUUAUUAAUGUGUUAAUAAUACAAUUAAUGAAGAAUGCCUGGCCCUAUACAUAACUCAGAGUUAUAAAUGUGGAGUCUCUUUUUGAAGAUGAGUUAAUCUGAAGCUUAGUGUUUCUCCAUUUACGUUCAGCUUUCCUACAUUCUCUCUUCUGAUUUGCUACUGUUGUGAUAUUCCUCCAUGGUGUUUUAGGUUUACUGAAGUCUUUCUAACCUUGGCAGGUGCUAUUAUACUAUAUAGAGUCAAGGACCCUGAGAAUAUUAGAGCUAAAUUGAGUAAGAUGGUCCUGCACACAUGGUGUCAUAGCUACAUAGCUAAGGCUUCCAUAAAAAGAGAGCUGCUAUUCUCAUUAAUUUAUUUGUGGUAAUUUGAUGGUUUUACUGUAAAAUUCACUAUGAUAGUUCAUAGUAACACUGUCAACUUAUGGAUCUUUAACAGUUCAACCAUGACCGCUUUUAAUGUGUUCAUGAUAAGUGAUAAUGGAUGACACUGUGUUCUUUAAUCAAGUUUGUUUUUCUGUCAUGUUGUUAAACUUUAGUCGAUACAAGUAGCCUAACAUCUGAGUAAGUAAACAUAGCCUAUUUGAUGACCACAUCAAACAUGGCAUAGGCUUAAAAGUAGCCUAGGAAGCACAGGAAUGAGGUAGCACAGGAAUGUGAAGGAUAUAAAAAGAGGGAAUUCAUGUUUUAUUUCAUACAGUCUGGUAUUAUCCCAGAAAUGUGAUUUACUUUUGAAGUUGAAAAUGUUUAGUUGAACUGUAAACUUUAUAGUAAACCUCAUAAUUAUGAAAACCUCAGUCUGACUAUAAACAAAUUGCAGUCAAUCAUCAUCUUUACUUAUUAUCUGUAAACUUUAAAGUCUGCAUCAGAUGUGCGACCAUGACAUUCAUAGUAAUGGGAGAGUUCAUAGUCAAGUUAUGAUAUAUUCAUGGUCGAACUGUAAAGGCAAUGGUAGAACUAUAACAAAUUUAAGUUGAACUGUAAAUUUAAUUGUUUUACUGUGAAAUUUUACAGUUCAUUUUUUCGUAGGGGUUCAGUCCGCAUCAACGGGACGGACCAACCUAGCCAACUUAGACCAUGCCUAGUAGCCCGAAUGGCCAACACAACAAAACAUCACCAACAAAUCAACCAUUUCAGAUAAACACAGGAGAGGUGUUGUAUUCAUUGUGCUGUAGUGGGUCCAAUGAACAUAAAUUUCACACACCCAAUACAAUUAGAGAUAAUGCAGAAAGACAACUCUGAGGUCGUGGAAGGGGGUCGCUGGUGGCCCAGAGACUGCAUUGCCCGGCAGAAGGUAGCCGUCAUCAUCCCCUUCAGACACCGUGAGUUCCACCUCAAGUACUGGCUCUACUACCUCCAUCCCAUCCUGCAGAGACAGCAGCUGGACUAUGGCAUCUAUGUCAUCAAUCAGUAUGGAGAAACGACAUUCAACCGGGGCAAGUUGAUGAACGUGGGCUAUGCAGAAGCCCGGAAGCAGUAUGACUACGGGUGCUUCGUCUUCAGUGACGUGGACAUCAUCCCCAUGGACGACCGAAACUUCUACAAGUGCUACAGUCAACCAAGGCACCUUUCUGUGGCUAUCGACAAGUUUGGGUUUCGGCUGCCAUACAUGCAGAUCUUCGGUGGUGUGACGGCGCUGAGCUUGGAGCAGUUCACGAAGAUCAACGGCUACCCCAACAACUACUGGGGUUGGGGAGGAGAAGAUGAUGACGUCUCCCAAAGGGUCUCCAUGAGGGGCAUGUCCAUCUCCAGGCCUGAUGGUCAAACUGGGAGAUGCCGUAUGAUCAAACACCAUAGUGAGGCUCACAAUGAACCCAACCCAAAGAGGUUCGACAACUUAAGACUCACUGGACAAACCAUCAACAGCGACGGUCUCAGUUCCCUGCAGUACCGUGUCAUUAGUGUCGAGAAGAACCCUCUUUACACGAACGUCACAGUGGACAUCGGCAGCCCAUGAACUUUUGUCAAACAGCAUGAUGCUGCUGCAAUAAGCCACCUCUAUCAGUUUGUCGUAAUGUCUCGAGACAACUUAUGGGGUGGUACAAAUAAAGAGCUCUUUUCCAAAA